Hirundo rustica (Barn swallow) is the source of this 1933-nucleotide messenger RNA. RefSeq names its product VANGL planar cell polarity protein 2 (gene VANGL2). Lineage: Eukaryota; Metazoa; Chordata; Aves; Passeriformes; Hirundinidae. Gene Ontology annotation, biological process: multicellular organism development; establishment of planar polarity; Wnt signaling pathway, planar cell polarity pathway. The transcript is spliced from 7 exons. The record is from RefSeq and is a predicted model, not a curated record. The coding region runs from base 1 to 1563 and encodes 520 amino acids. Gene Ontology annotation, cellular component: plasma membrane.
AUGGAUAACGAGUCGCAGUAUUCCGGCUAUUCCUACAAAUCCGGCCAUUCCCGCAGCUCCCGCAAGCACAGGGACCGGCGGGAGCGGCGCCGCUCCAAGAGCCGGGACGGGACGCGCGGGGACAAAUCGGUGACGAUCCAGGCGCCGGCGGAGCCGCUGCUGGACGCGGAAUCCACGCGGGGCGAGGAGCGGGACGACAACUGGGGCGAGACCACCACGGUGGUGACGGGGACGUCGGAGCGCAGCGUCUCCCACGAGGACCUGGCGCGCCUGGCCGAGGACGCGGAGGACGGCGCCGGCCCGGAGCGCUCCCGCCGGCUGUGCGCGGCGCUGGGCGCGGCGCUGGCGCUGCUGGCCUUCCUCACGCCGCCGGCCUUCCUCCUCCUCCCGCAGCUGCUGUGGCGCGAGCAGCUGGAGCCCUGCGGCGCGCCCUGCGAGGGGCUCUUCAUCUCGGUGGCCUUCAAGCUCCUGGUGCUGCUGCUGGGCAGCUGGGCGCUGUUCUUCCGCCGCCCCGAGGCGUUCUUCCCGCGCGUCCUGGUGCUCCGCGCGCUGCUGAUGGUGCUGGUCUUCCUGCUGGUCGCGUCCUACUGGCUCUUCUACGGCGUGCGGGUGCUGGAGCCGCGGCUGCGCGACUACCGCGGCGUGGUGGCCUUCGCCGUGUCGCUGCUGGACGCGCUGCUCUUCCUGCACUACCUGGCCGCCGUGCUGCUGGAGCUGCGGCAGCUGCGCCCGCGCUUCACGCUCAAGGCCGUGCGCUCGGCCGACGGCGCCAGCCGCUUCUACAACGUGGGGCACCUCAGCAUCCAGCGAGCGGCCGUGUGGAUCCUGGAGAAUUACUACCACGACUUCCCGGUGUACAACCCCGCGCUCCUCAACCUCCCCAAAUCCGUCCUGGCCAAGAAAAUGUCCGGGUUUAAGGUUUAUUCCCUCGGCGAGGAGAAUUCCACCAGCAACUCCUCGGGGCAGCCGCGGGCGGUGGUGGCGGCGGCGCGGCGCCGCGACAGCGGCCACAACGAGUUCUACUACGAGGAGGCCGAGCACGAGCGCCGGGUGCGGAAACGCCGCGCCAGGCUGGUGGUGGCGGUGGAGGAGGCCUUCACGCACGUCCGGCGGCUGCGGGCCGAGGAGCCGCGGCCGCCCCGCGAGGCGCUGGACCCGCGCGAGGCGGCGCAGGCCGUCUUCGCCUCCAUGGCGCGCGCCAUGCAGAAGUACCUGCGCGCCACGCGGCAGCAGCCCUUCCACAGCAUGGAGAGCAUCCUGCAGCACCUGCAGUUCUGCAUCACGCACGACAUGACCCCCAAGGCUUUCCUGGAGCGGUACCUGACGGCCGGCCCCACCAUCCAGUACCAGCGGGAGCGCUUCCCGGCGCGGCGCUGGACGCUGCUGAGCGAGGAGCCGGUCACCAGCGGCCUCCGCGACGGCGCCGUCUUCGUGCUGCGGCGCCGCGAGUUCAGCCUGGUGGUGUCGGCCCGGAGGAUCCCCUUCUUCCGCCUCUCCGAGGAGUUCCUGGACCCCAAGUCGCACAAGUUCGUCAUGAGGCUGCAGUCGGAGACCUCGGUGUGAUUCCCUCGGGAGGUUUUUUCCCUCCCUUUUCCCCACCCCGGAUUUUUUUUUAUUUUAUUUUUUUUCCCCCCGGCUCCGGAUUUGGCUCCCGCGGCGCCGUGGGAAAAGCGGGAAUGCCGCUCCCGGCUCCGGCGUUUUCCUGGGAUGGCGACCGCUGGUCCUUGAGGAGGUGGCUGAGCCCCUCCUCAUCCUCCUCCUUCUCCUCCUCGUUCCCGAAAUCCGGAUCCUUCGGAUCCUCCGGGGCCGUAACUCAAGGGCUAAUCCCAAGAAUUCCCAGCUUCCCUGCACCAGCGCUGUGGAGCUCCUGCUCCCGUCCCAUUCCCCCGGGACGCCCGUCCUGGCCCCGGCCUCAAACCCCUGCCUUCGGCAU